Messenger RNA from Selaginella moellendorffii, 992 nucleotides. Its product is annotated as manganese-dependent ADP-ribose/CDP-alcohol diphosphatase. The record is from RefSeq and is a predicted model, not a curated record. Lineage: Eukaryota; Viridiplantae; Streptophyta; Lycopodiopsida; Selaginellales; Selaginellaceae. Gene Ontology annotation, molecular function: ADP-ribose diphosphatase activity; manganese ion binding; 2',3'-cyclic-nucleotide 2'-phosphodiesterase activity. The transcript has 9 exons. Bases 59 to 943 code for a protein of 294 amino acids.
GAACCAGAGGUUUUUAAAGUGAAUCGAAAUUUUUUGCUCUCUAGGUUUUGUGUGCACUAUGGCGACAGCUUUGUUCUCUUUUGGAGUGGUAGCGGAUGUCCAACACGCGGACAAAGAUGACGGAAACUUUGAGGGCCGGUGUCAACGCUAUCGCGAGGCUCCUGGAAAACUAGCACUGGCGAUCUCGGAUUUCAAUGCGAGACAAGAAGAAAUCUCUUUCGUUCUGACCCUUGGCGACAUCAUUGAUGGCAACGAGAGCUUGGAGCUCACUAGUAAAGAUUUUGAUGUUGUCCUGAAUGAGCUGAGCAAGUUGCAAGUGCCCGUAGAUCACGUCCUGGGAAAUCACUGCCUUUCACUACCGCGAGAGGUUCUCAUGCAACAAUUGAAGAUCCCAGCUCGUUACUACGAACGAAGGCUUGGUCACAAAUGGGCACUGGUGGUGCUGGAUUCUAUGGAUCUGAGCUCAACUUGGUCAUCCGACACACCAAAUUACAAAGAGACUCAAGAAUUUCUCAAGUUGUUUCCCCUGGGUGACGAGAACCCGCAAAUGUCCCUUUGGAACGGUGGGAUUGGCGAAGAGCAAAAGAACUGGCUACGGAAAGUUUUAACUGACGCAGAGAGGCACAACGUGAAACUCAUUGUUGCACAACACCAUCCUUUGAUACAAGGCUCAGCUCCAAGCACGCAUUUUCUCUGGAACCACAAUGAAAUCUCGACUAUGCUUGUGGAAAGUUCUGCAGUGGUUCUAUUUCUGUGUGGCCAUUAUCAUCCUGGUGGAUAUGCUUGUGUUUCUGGCAAGCACUUUGUUACGGUAGAAGCCAUUCUGGAAGCACCAACAGGUUCUCAUGCCCACGGAUUUGUGAGUGUCUACGAGGACAAGAUCACGAUUCAUGGGCAUGGAACUGUUACAAGCCGGGAGCUCCAGAUCUCGGCUGCAAAGUGAAGACUUUCAUUUCUGGACUUCAAAUAAUCAACUUUCAUUAUGAGACCUU